Messenger RNA from Triticum dicoccoides, 1828 nucleotides. RefSeq names its product probable F-box protein At4g22165. NCBI's taxonomy places the organism in Eukaryota, Viridiplantae, Streptophyta, Magnoliopsida, Poales, Poaceae. The coding region runs from base 353 to 1747 and encodes 464 amino acids. The record is from RefSeq and is a predicted model, not a curated record. Gene Ontology annotation, molecular function: protein binding. The transcript has a single exon.
UCCGGGAACCACCCUCUGAAUCCCACUAGCGCCUUUUCGCCGCCGCGGCCGACGGAGCCCCCAGCUCGUUCGCCGGUCCGUUCGUCUUCUCGCCGGUUACUUACACAUCUUGGGCCUUGGAGAGGCGCUACUGGAAUCAGAUUCUUGUAGCGCGGAGGAGGCCGCACUCGGAAUUUUGUUUCGGCGGCGAGUCGGAUCCAAAGCUCGAUUCAUUUCCGGAUUUGAACUGCCCCGAGUCCCAGCACACCGCAAGAUUCCAGUUUUCUGGAUUCGGAUUUGGAUCUCCGUCACCGACUUGAGCAGGCCCUCUGUUGGUUUGUCUUUCUUGCCUAUAAGUAUCGCCGGAGCCCCGAUGGAGGCCUGUAUCUUAAUAAGGAGCUUACGGAGCUUACGGCAUCUAGCUAGGCACCCGACGAGUUUGUGCUCUCUCAUCUUCAGAGCUUUGGCUGAUCUGAUGGGACUUUCCCCCAGUGUACUCAGCAAAUUCAGAGGAGACGCACCGCCCAUGGAGAAUAUGGUGGGCAAAUCGCCGGAGCCGGAGCUGCCACCGGAUAUGCUGUCGAGCAUCUUUGCCCUCCUCGAGGUCCCUGACCUCGUGCGCGCAGGCUCUGUCUGCUCCUCUUGGCGGUCGGUGUACACCGGACUACGCCGUCAGCUUCUGAAGCACAAACAGCGCCAGACGCCUUGCCUCCUCUACCACACCUCUGAAUCUACUGGAGAGAAUGCAGCUUGCCUCUACAGCCUUGUGGAAAAGAGGGCCUACAAAUUAACCCUCCCUGAUCCACCCAUCCGCAGUAGGUAUCUGAUUGGCUCUUCGCAUGGUUGGCUGAUCACUUCCGAUGAGAGGUCCGAGCUGCACCUUGUAAAUCCAAUCACUGGUGAACAGAUUGGUCUCCCGUCAGUGAUUACUCUUGAGCAAGUCAAGCCGGUCUUUGACGAUGAAGGUGCUAUUCAUAAGUAUGAGUUAUGGAAGCCACGGUACACUGCACUUGCAGAAUUCCUUGGUCACGAGCCCUCAAUUUAUGCUCUCGAUGAGCUCCGUGACCACCUCUACUUCAAGGCAUAUUUGUUUCCUGAUUCGCAAACAGGAAGCUACAUUGUGGUCCUCAUUCAUAAUCCAGAAUAUCAGAUUUCAUUUGCAAGGGCAGGGGACUGUGGGUGGACAUUUCUACCACCGGGUUGGAACUAUCAGGAAUGCAUCUACAAGGAUGGUCUACUGUAUGCAGUGACAGGAACUGGAGCAGUUGAUGCUUUUGAUCUCUCUGGUUCUACUGUCACAAGGACGACGGUUCUGGGUGACAUGAAGCAUUAUAUUUGUGAGCACAUAUACAUUGUUCAGGCACCGUGGGGCGAUAUGCUGCAAGUUUGGAGGGAACAGCCCACUGUAGAUGGUGAUGCUGGUUCAGAGAACAUAGAGGAAACCAGCAAAAUAUUUGUAUAUAAGAUUGACAUGGCAGCAAAAAAGCUUGUGGAAAUAAAUGGCUUGCAUGGCCAUGUGUUGUUUCUUGGGCAUAGCCAGACACUGUGUCUCAGUGUGGAAGAAUAUCCACAAUUGAAAGCAAACUGUGUCUACUUCACUGACGAUGAAGAAUAUAUUUCGAUGUAUAAGAAUCUUCAUCGUGAUAUAGGCGUUCUAAAUUUGGAAAACAGCAGCAGGGAAGAAAUUGUGCCUCGGAUUUAUUGCACCUGGCCAAAUCCCAUAUGGAUUGCACCCAGUCUUAGAAUGAUGCACUCGGGAUUGAUGUAACUGUGUUCAAUGCUAUGACAAUGGAGACAUGCUCCAUUUAUAUUUUAUUUAUCAAAUCAAUAAUAUAAAUAUUUUUUGCCA